Molecule: messenger RNA, 1640 nt
Organism: Labrus mixtus (cuckoo wrasse)
Lineage: Eukaryota; Metazoa; Chordata; Actinopteri; Labriformes; Labridae
Gene: jmjd7
Product: jumonji domain containing 7
Exons: 9
Coding region: 162-1097 (311 amino acids)
Molecular function (GO): 2-oxoglutarate-dependent dioxygenase activity
Source: RefSeq, a predicted model, not a curated record
CUAGAGAAGAAGAACCAUGCGCAUGUGCACGGGCUGUAAACACAGCAGCAUGGCACCGUGAGGUUCAGAUAAUCGAACAAUUACCGAUCAAAGCGCAGCUGAUCACUGAUCGUCUCUGUGACGUCAUCACACCAAGGUUAUUUUGAUGACGUAAAAAAGAAAUGGAGUCCGUGAAGAAACGUCUGACUGAGUUUUCUCUGGAGGCUCACGAACUCUACCUGAACAGCUCUGUGCCAUACCUGGAUGGGUCACCUGAACCGCUGCUCUUCUUCAGGGAUUGGAUUGCUCCUAACAAACCCGUCAUCAUCCGCAAUGCCUUCAGCCAUUGGCCAGCUCUGAACAGGUGGACUCCAGAAUACCUCAGAGAGAAGGUGGGGUCAAAGGUCAUCAGUGUGUCUGUGACUCCUAAUGGUUACGCAGACGCAGUAAGCGGUGAUCGAUUCGUCAUGCCAGAGGAGAGGAAGAUGACUUUCUCUGCUGUGCUCGACGUAAUCCAGGGAAAGGUGCAGCAGCGUGGUGUGUUGUAUGUACAGAAACAGUGUUCAAACCUUCUCGACGAGCUGCCUGAGCUCACAGACGACCUGGAGCCUCACGUUCCCUGGAUGAGCACGGCGCUCGGAAAGUUACCUGAUGCUGUCAACUUUUGGCUUGGGGAGGCGAGCGCUGUAACGUCCAUGCACAAAGAUCACUAUGAGAAUCUCUACUGUGUGAUUUCUGGAGAGAAAAACUUCAUCCUGCUGCCGCCCACAGACCGUCCUUUCAUCCCUUACGGUAUGUAUCAGCCCGCUGUGUACCAUCAAACAGACGAUGGUGACUUCAAGGUUAUCGAUCAGAGUGACUCCAAAAAGGUUCCGUGGAUCCCUCUGGACCCUCUGGACCCGGACCUUGACAGGUAUCCUCAGUACAUCAGAGCUCAUCCAAUCAGCUUCAGUGUGAAGGCUGGAGAGAUGCUGUAUCUCCCGUCACUGUGGUUCCACCACGUCCAGCAGUCACAUGGCUGCAUCGCAGUGAACUUCUGGUACGACAUGGAGUACGACAUAAAGUACAACUACUACCAGCUUCUCGACACGCUGUCAGAGGACACAGGGUCAUCGUGACAUCACAGCAUGAGGUCACAGGGUCGAUUUACAGGGUCGAUGACAUGACAUCAAGACAUGGUUUCACAGGGUCAAGCAUGAUGUUGUGACCUCACAGCUUGAUUUUACAGGGUCAUCGUGACAACACACUAGCCCUGCAUGCCACAGUGAUGCUGAGAAAUGAAAAGAAAGAUCAAUACAUGAAAUAUUGAAUAAAGUUCUUUGAUUUUUACAAAUAUUUCAAAUACUUAUAAACAAUAAAUUGUUUCAGUUGUUUAAUGUCCUGUUGUCACAGCUAACUCACUGACUGAUUAUGGGUGAAGUUAUAAAACAGAUUAUUAUUAUUAUUAUCGAGAAGUAAAAAGUGCAGUGAGGAUUAUCUGCUGACAAGUCAAAUUAUCAGGACGACAACCUGAAGAGAAACAAAGACGAGUCAAAGAUAAAGCACUUUAUUAAAGCAACACCACCAACAGAAACAGCCCAAAAACAGAACCAACAAACCUUAAAAAAAAAAAAAAAAUUCUAAAAGGUCAAAUGCUUUUUCCUUUUCUCCCCGGAUUUUUU